This is a messenger RNA of Fusarium odoratissimum NRRL 54006, 2280 nucleotides long. RefSeq lists its product as uncharacterized. Bases 52 to 2190 code for a protein of 712 amino acids. The record is from RefSeq and is a predicted model, not a curated record. Lineage: Eukaryota; Fungi; Ascomycota; Sordariomycetes; Hypocreales; Nectriaceae. The transcript is spliced from 2 exons.
CGUGGUGAUUGUGACUCGAUCCAAUUUUCCGAUGACAUCGCCCUUUACUAUAUGACCACAACUCAACACCAGGCACGCUACUUCUCAUCUUUACAAGUGACCUCCGACAAUAUGACAACUCUAAAUAUCGUGGAGGCAACUAUUGAAGACCUCCAAACCGCACUGUCGCAAGGUGCAUUGACAAGCGACCUUGUAGCUCUCUACUUGCGACGUAUCUGCCGUUAUGAUCGCGCCCUCAACUCAACUCCAAUAUUGAAUAGUCAUGUCUUUGAGGAAGCUGCCGCAUCCGACGACUAUCGAGCUUCCGGCAAGGCGAUUCGCAAGCUGGAGGGCAUCCCGUAUACCGUCAAAGAUAGUUUCAAAGUCAAAGGCAUGACCGUGGCUUGUGGUUCUCCAGCCUUUAAGGAUCUUAUCGCUAUGGACGAUGCGUUUACUGUCAGCGCAAUUCGGAACCAAGGAGGUAUUCUAAUCGGGAAAACCAAUAUGCCACCAAUGGCAUGUGGUGGAAUGCAGAGAGGCAUCUACGGCCGGGCUGAAAGCCCAUAUAACAGCACCUACCUAGCCGCAGCUUUUGCAUCUGGCUCAUCAAAUGGCUCCGCCGUUUCAACAACAGCUUCUUUGGCAGCAUUUGGUCUAGGUGAAGAGACAGUAUCUUCGGGACGCUCACCUGCUUCUAAUAACGGUCUGGUCGCCUAUACUCCAUCUCGAGGUUUAAUCUCCAUUCGGGGCAACUGGCCACUUUACCCCACUUGUGAUGUUGUAGUACCGCAUACACGGACUAUGAGAGAUAUGCUUGCAUUGCUUCAAGUGCUUCUUGUACAAGAUCCACUUACUAAAGGGGAUUUUUGGCGUGACCAACCCUUUGUGGAGUUGCCCAAGUCGUCGCUAUCGGCAGACAAGAUUCAGGAUAUUGGCAAUCAUACCACGCUUCAAGGUCUGCGAUUUGCCGUCCCGGCUAUGUAUAUCGGUGGUCCCGUUCCCCAAGGUGCCAAACCAGUUACCGUCAACCCAAGAGUGGUCCAAGUCUGGGAGGAAGCCAGAAGACAGCUCGAAAACCUAGGGGCGGAAAUCGUUGUUGUUGACGACUUUCCGGCAGUCACAGCUUAUGAGAACCCUGGUUUAUCACCACGAGGCACAAUUCAACUGCCCACGUCGUGGCAUCAGACCGAGAGAGGGCCGAUGGUCGCCCAUGGUUGGGACCAGUUUCUACGUAACAAUGCCGAUCCCAAUUACCCCAGUCUGAAAGACGUAGAAGGAACAAAUAUCUUCCCAAUGUCUAUGCGAACACCUGUCGAACUUGAACAUCUCCCGACGACAACAGCUAUUAAAUGGAGCCAACUUACAAACUACCUGGAGGAUACUACAAUGGAUCAAGUUGAAAAUCUGAAAGAUGCACUCAUUGCGCUUGAAGAUUUGCGCCGAAAGCUUUUGGACGACUACUUGGCAGAAGUUGAUUGCGACGGCUUUGUGUUCCCUGCGGCUGGCGAUGUCGGCGCUGCUGAUGCUGAUGUUAACCCCUCUAGUGCUUUGCACGCGUGGAAGAACGGGGUUUACUACAGCAAUGGCAAUGGAGCCCUGCGGCACUUGGGAAUACCUACAGUUACAGUCCCUAUGGGCAUGGUCGCGGAUAAGAAAAUGCCUAUAGGCCUCACAUUUGCCGGCCGGGCAUAUGACGACGAAAGGCUCCUUGCAUGGGCAAAUGCAUUCGAGAUCAAGACAGGUUCAAGAACACCACCACCACUGACGCCCCCACUGCAAACAGACAUGAUCACUCUGAGGCAUAUCGAUAGUAAUACUAGGAUAAGCCGGCCGUUGAUCAGGGUUGAUAAAUGUCGUGUCUACCCGCUCGACAACCGUGACAUAUCAGGCGUCAGUGUUGAGGGCGCUCUAAUAGUGGAAACGAAUCAUGCGCACAAAGUGACGAAACCAGAACCAGUCAUUGACAUAAUAGUUAAUGGUGAAGAUAUAUCGGCUAAUCAGAUAUUUGUUGCGGAUGCAGUGGACUGUAUGGAUCACCAUGUAGAGAUUCAUUUCCAGGCACGCACCACGACGCCUAAGCUAGCGAUCCAAGACAGGAGAGAACAUACAAUGGAAGUUGUUGCAAGAGACAAAAUCAUGGUAGUAAUCAUUGCGCGAUCAGCGCCUGAUGGAUACCCUGCUGGCUGCCUCAAGCUAGUUAACAAUGAUUAAGAUAGGACUUGAAUAGCAACAUGCAGCGCAUCUAUGCAAGGUUUAUGACUUGACAAUUACUAGUAUGAGAUAUUUAGUACAAGGUUGCAG